Molecule: messenger RNA, 2308 nt
Organism: Xiphophorus hellerii (green swordtail)
Lineage: Eukaryota; Metazoa; Chordata; Actinopteri; Cyprinodontiformes; Poeciliidae
Gene: cnfn
Product: cornifelin
Exons: 6
Coding region: 1212-1553 (113 amino acids)
Source: RefSeq, a predicted model, not a curated record
UUUUUCCCUGACAUCACUUUCAAAUUACGUUAUGCACAUCUAGUCAUGCUGCCAAAACUAUGCUCAGCAGUGGGGCCAGUGUCUUCAGGGUGAAGUAUUUUUCAUCGCACAAAGUGUUUUCAUGCAAGAAAGUAGAAUUGUGGUCUCAUCUGGCCAAACCAGUUUCUUUCAAAUGGGGCCAAGUCCUAUGACCUCCUUUCAACAAAAUCUUCUCUAAUUAAUUCUCUCCUCCCACAUGUUACCUGUUAUUUUCAUCUGGGCAGGUCUGCAGUGGCAUCAAACAUAUUCGAUGUUAAGGUUCUGAAUUAAACAGCAUCUUUUAGACGUUCAAAACUCAGGUUUUGUUUUACCUGUCAGGCAUGAUCUACAUGAACAAUUAUCUAUACAGAAAUUAUAGAAUUACCUAUUACACUAUUAACAAAUGAAAUGUUUGUAAAAAGUUUUGGAACGCAUUGAUUAUAUCCUUACACUUCUCAAUUGUAUGCUACUUUUUGUUAGUUUGUUACAUUAAAUCACGAGAUAAGUUGAAAUUUGAUGGCAUACAAUGGACAAAAUGUCAAAAUGUUUGAGGGGAAUAAACACAGGUGUAAGGCACUGAACAUUCGUGCAGCUUUUUCAGACAUAGAGUAUAAAGUUCAGUUGUGAAAACAAAUUUUAUCAGUAUAAUUUUUGGGGGUCUUCUGUUCAGUGGCAGACAGUACAAUCCCAAUAUACAGUUUUUCAGAUAUUCUAGGACCUGUGUGUCAACAGAGGAACAGCGUUUGUGCUUCCUUGUUGAAAGAUUUUUGUUUUAUAACAACACUCUUCUGUCCUUGAGCAUCACAGUUCAUUUUUUACUCUUUGUUCUUAUUAUACUCAGCUCGACCCUCAGUAUGUCAACACACCACACCUCACCAAAGUGGUAAAAUAUAAAUAUGCACUUGAAGCCUUCUUUGUUCCUUAACUACAUUUUACUGACAAAGUCCAGUGAACCCUUUCAAAACCUGCAAUACGCCCUAAAAGCUAAAUGACUCUUUUCUAUACAUAAUGUUUGCACCUGCUUAGAUGGUCAGACUGUUUGCUAUGUGAUAUCCGCAGAAACUGUGCUUUGGGUUGUGUCUGUUGUCACGCCGGAUAUAAAAGCAGUUGCUCUGCUUUUUCUCUCCAGGGAUUAUUUUCUGACUGUGGCCAUCUUCGACAUCAGAGAAAAUACUUUGAGACACAAAGAAGCCAUGGCAAUCCAGUCUAACGUUGUUACCUCUCAACCUACCCAGUACACAGUAACAACCGGACGUUCUUCAGACUGGAGUACAAAUGUGUGCGACUGCUGUGAUGACUGUGGCAUCUGUCUAUGUGGAGCAUUUAUCCCAUGCAUCCUUGGUUGUAAAGUGGCUCAGGAUAAUAGGGAUAGCUGCUGUCUACCUUUCCUCCCAGGUGCCAUGAUUGCUUUAAGAACAAGCAUACGCAGCAAAUACAAUAUUGAGGGCUCUGUGUGUGACGACUGGGUGGUCAUGGCCUGCCUGCCUUUAUGUGGACUGUGUCAGAUGGCGAGAGAGCAGAAGAUGAGAGGAUAAACAGAUUGCUGAUUAAUAAGAACAAAAAAAGAAAAAAUUAGCAUUGUGAAUGUGAUCUAAGAAAAAAUAAAGACAUUUAAUGUUUUUUAUUUUUACCUUUUUAAUGUAAACAUAUAUUGUAUUACUUUAACAUUUCUUACUUUAUAAGCUGGGAAUUGUAUAUGAUCUAAAAUGAAAGCAGGAAUAAAGAGAGUUAAAACUAACCUUAUAGAGUGACAGUGUUGAAUUAACAAUAAAAAAGACAAAUAAAAAAUAGUGACAUUUAAGGCAGUACCGGUCCUUUCCUUUGCAGAAAUAGUUUUGGACAAUUAAACAUAUAAAGGUUUAAAAACAUUAUUGAGAACUAUUUUAUUUAAUUAUGUUUCAAUAGUGCACCACGUUUUCUUUACAGCGAUGUUUUGCACUUUUUGUAUUCACUUGCACUUACAAAAUCACUGGUAUUUCAAUAGAACAAAUAGGAAAUAGCAAAUUGUGGGUUUCAUUUAUUUUAAUGUCAUGUAGUCUUGCUUUUUCUGGAAGGACUUCAGUGGGCUGCCACUAUCUUCCUCUUUCUGACUAAGUCCGUGUUUUCAGUCAUGUAGCGAUACAGCUGUCUGAAGGAACAAGGUGAAAGGAUCAGGGUUCAUUUGAACAGGUUCCACUUUACUGGCAAAUACAACCACGCCUGAAUCAUACAACUCCAUCUGAAACUACAAGGAAAACAGAUUUCUCUUCUACAUUCAAGUGCAGCUACAUUGAGGUCCCAUCUGACAUCA